AAAAAUUAUAUAUAUAUUUUUUUCCUUUUUCUUUGUUUUUCAUAUCUAAUAAUCUCGUCAUUUUUUUUUUCCUUCCCCCCUUUUUUUUACCUUUAAAAAUUCGAUAUUCCUCUCACCUCUUUUCAUCACGAAAAUUUAAGAAUAAUUUAAGAUUUACUUUUUCAUAUUACGAUAAAAUAUUUUUUUCACUCCAUCAUUAUAGAUCAUAAAAAUGGGCAACGCGUUGAGAAGAUUGAAUACAAAUUCAAUCAGAGACGAAUAUAAUGGACGUAGGAGACCUGCUUGUUUAGGACAAGAUCCACAAACUACCCCUACUAGUUUUGGUAGGAAAUUUAUUAUUGCCAGUAAAUCUAGGAGCGGUGAAAUGAAAUAUCCUUUACCGGCAACUACCGAAGAAAAAAAAAUGUGGCUUGAAGAUCCACAUUAUUUAAUAAGGCAUUUGUGGCAAAAUAAUUUCUCUUCUCCUGUUGAAGAAAUUCUUAAAAGAGGUGGCGCAAAUGUAUUAGAUAUUGGUUGCGGCGCUGGUACCUGGUCGUUAGAAAUGGCCAAACAUUACCCUGAAAGUAAUUUUAUAGGGGUAGAUAUAGCACCAAUAUUUCCAACAAACCACCAUGAAAAAAAUUUAAAAUUUUCCCUCGGAAAUAUAAUCGAGGGUUUACCCUUUGAAGAUAACACAUUUGACCUCGUAUUCGCAAGACUGGUAGGGGAUUCAUUUUCCCAAAAGGAAUGGGAAGAAACAGUCUUGCGAGAAUUACUUCGUCUUACAAAGUCCGGUUCUUGGUUAGAAAUCAUGCAAAAUGAUUCGGAGCUUUCUAGAUGUGGUAAAAAUUUAGAAAAAAUGAAUCAAGCCUUGCUUGCAAUAAAUAUGAAUAAUUCAAUUUGUGAGAAAUUCGAAGAUUGGUUACUUGGUGAUAACCAAGUUUCAAGUAUAAAUCAUGAAAUUGCUAUUUCUCCAAUUGGAACGUGGGCAGGUAAAACAGGAGAGUUUGGGGUUUCCUACAUACGCCAUCUUUCAUCCAAGAUGAAGCAACAGAUAAUGUCCCAUCUUAAUAUAACAGAGGAAGAAUAUGAUAAUAUGAUGGAAAUGGCAGAACUGGAAUAUAAUCAGUUUACAACGUUUAGAACUUCCCAUAGAUUUAUUGCUCAAAAAAAAUAAAUCUUUGAUUACAUCAGAUCUUUUAUAUAUUUUUAUAUUUUUAUAUUUUCAGCAGGAUAAUUUUUUAGGUGGUUUUUUUUUGUUGUCAUACAUUAUUUUAUUAUUAAUUUUUUAAAUCAUUAUUCAUAAUUUAUUAUAUAUAUAAGUUUUUAUCCUUCUAAAUAAUUUAAUAAGAGAGAGAAAAUAUAUGU
Molecule: messenger RNA, 1347 nt
Organism: Rhizophagus irregularis DAOM 181602=DAOM 197198
Lineage: Eukaryota; Fungi; Glomeromycota; Glomeromycetes; Glomerales; Glomeraceae
Molecular function (GO): methyltransferase activity
Source: RefSeq, a predicted model, not a curated record